Molecule: messenger RNA, 6397 nt
Organism: Anopheles moucheti
Lineage: Eukaryota; Metazoa; Arthropoda; Insecta; Diptera; Culicidae
Gene: Lis-1
Product: lissencephaly-1 homolog
Exons: 7
Coding region: 1627-2862 (411 amino acids)
Molecular function (GO): protein binding
Source: RefSeq, a predicted model, not a curated record
AGUAAGACGUAUCGCGAAAAGACGUCGUCGUCGUCGUCGAUUUCGCCAGAAAAUUUUCCUCCGUUUUUCCCCCACGGACGCAAACGGGUGUGUUGUGUACGUGUACGACGUGUGUGUGCGCGAAAAUCUCACAAGUUAAAACACUUAAUUUCAGAGUGCAGAGUGCACCAGAGUGGAAGCUGCCUUCUGCAGAAAAGUUUUGAACCGUCUACACAGCGGGGCGUGUGCGUGUGUGUAUAGUGGCGUUUGGUUAUGUGCUGCAACACAUCACCAGCAUCGCCCAGUUAGGUAUCCUUUUGUUUCGCAAAAGGGGGCCGACCAUCAUUACCAUCAUCGUUUCAGAGGGUAUCCGUCGUCGUGUGCUGAUUAUUGUGCAUCAUCUUCUCGUUGGGUGAGAGUUUUUUUUUCGCACCCCACAGUGAAACGCACCCCCCUUGCGCGAGUGUGCGACGUUUUCUGUGAGUCAAGGUAAAAUUUGUGUGUGAGAAAGAAGAAUAAAUAGAAUCCUUAGUGCAAAUCACCCACCUCACGCUCACCAAAGUGCGUCGUUUUUUUUUUCCUGUGAGCUGUGAGACUUUUGUGAGCUGAGGAUAUUAUCCUCUUUGUGUGCAGUGUCGAAAAUUGUGCAAAGGUAGUCUUCAGUUUGCUUUUGUGUGCGUGUAUUGGGUACGCACACAAAACAUCACAACGCUUGCAUCCGAACGGAAACGGAACGGAACUUGCGAGAAAGGACCCCGAAUAUCCGGGAGCCUUCAAAGUUGGGGAAAAAGCAUUACUAUCUCACAUCGUUGUCGAAUCUUUCGCGACUUCUUCUGAAGGAGAAAAGCAACAAUUUCCUGCAAGAUCUCGGUGAAUGAUUCAACAUCGUUUGCAAACACCGCUAGUAAGACGACGACGAUAACGCAACAAAUUCUAAGGCCCCCAAGGACGCCACAAUCGAAACGUCCGGUGGCCGCCACUCCAGAGGAUCCUGAGCGUUUGACAGUGUUCUCUGGUGCUGAUAAAUUCUGCAAACGGAAGCUGUGAAACCAGUCACUAACGACGAACGACGACAAAUCGACGACGACAAAGAAAGCAACAAGCAAAAAACAAAAAAGAGAAAAAGAGAUACUUACAUAUACUUACGAAUCAGGAAAAAAAAAUUACGACCUCCCCCCUUCCCCGCUAGUGCAAUUUUGCGUUGGAAGCGGCACAUUAAACAAGGCCGCCAUACGCGCGUAAUAAGGUGUAAACUAACCGUAGCAAAAGGUGUGUAAAGCAAAAGGAAGCGAAAUUUUGAGCGAAAAUUGAUCGAGUUAUACCUCCUAGUGAAAGUGCAAAAGCCGAGUGAUCGAAAGCGAAAAGUUAAUUGAAUUUAACGUAUAAAAUCGUUCGUUCGUUGGUGGCGUAAUCGCGGCACUCUGUGUGUGUGCGUGUGAAAGUGAAGUAGGAUCGUGUCCUCCUCGUGAGCCGGGGGCAAGUGUCAGCUGAACCGUUUCGAUCGCGAAUCAAUCCGGAUCGGCAGCCGGAGUAAUCCAGUUGAACCGUAAAAGGAUACCGUACCGACAGACGGGGGAAGACAACGGCGACAGCACGGAGCAGCAGGAGGAGAACGUUUUUUAUAACCAUUCACCAGCAGAUCAAAACAUGAAAAUGGUGUUGUCACAACGGCAGCGCGAGGAGCUUAACCAAGCGAUUGCCGAUUAUCUGGGAAGCAAUGGAUACACAGACGCGCUGGAAGCGUUCCGGAAGGAGGCCGACAUGCCGAACGAGAUAGAGCGCAAGUACGGUGGGCUGUUGGAGAAAAAGUGGACCUCCGUCAUUCGGCUGCAGAAGAAGGUGAUGGAGCUGGAAGCGAAACUGUCCGAGGCGGAGAAGGAGGUGAUCGAGGGUGCACCGACGAAGGCAAAACGUACACCGAGCGACUGGAUACCGCGACCGCCGGAAAAGUUCGCCCUCGCCGGCCACCGGGCGACCGUGACGCGGGUUGUGUUCCACCCCGUCUUUAGCAUGAUGGUAUCGGCCUCGGAGGACGCCACGAUCAAGGUGUGGGACUUCGAGACGGGUGAAUAUGAACGUACGCUCAAGGGUCACACGGACUCGGUACAGGAUUUGGCAUUCGAUUCACAAGGGAAGCUGCUCGCCUCCUGUAGCUCGGAUCUGUCGAUUAAACUGUGGGAUUUCCAGCAGACGUACGAGUGCGUCAAGACAAUGCACGGUCACGAUCACAAUGUGUCAUCGGUUUCGUUCGUACCGGCGGGCGAUUUCCUACUUUCUGCGUCACGCGACAAAACGAUCAAGAUGUGGGAGGUGGCCAGCGGCUACUGCGUCAAGACGUUCACGGGCCACCGGGAAUGGGUGCGCAUGGUACGGGUGAACGUCGAUGGAUCGCUGAUGGCCUCCUGUUCGAACGAUCACUCGGUUCGUGUAUGGCAGACGAACUCCAAGGAAUGCAAAGCUGAGCUGCGGGAGCAUGAGAAUACAGUAGAAUGCAUUGCCUGGGCACCGGAAUCGGCCGCAGCGGCUAUAAACGAGGCAGCCGGAGCAGACAACAAGAAAGGUGCACACCAAGGCCCAUUCCUGGCAUCGGGAUCACGAGACAAAACGAUCAGGAUUUGGGACGUCAGCUCCGGGCUGUGCCUGUUUACGCUGGCCGGCCACGACAAUUGGGUGCGUGGUAUCGUGUUUCACCCCGGUGGCAAAUACAUGAUUUCCGCUAGCGACGACAAAACGCUACGCAUCUGGGAUCUACGCAACAAGCGUUGCAUGAAAACGCUCUACGCGCACUCACAUUUCUGUACAUCCGUGGAUAUGCAUAAGUCCCAUCCUUACGUCAUAUCCGGCAGCGUGGACACGACGGUUAAAGUUUGGGAGUGCCGCUAAGUCAAAACCCGUCUUUCCUCUCCCCCACCCCUGUGUCCUGUAAGCCACCACCAACCAAUCUAACUACCGAUGUUGGCAGCUUGUUUUUUUUUUGUUUUUUUCUGGGUCCCUUUCGACUCAUUGGCGCUUUUUUUUAUGUGUUCGCUCUUCGACAAAGCAAAGCAAAUUAGCAAACAGCCAACACCCAUAUUGCACACGUGACGUGGAUUAUAGGAUGUUCCCCCGCAUACAACCGCGAACUGCUGCAGAUACAGCAUCAUCAUUGGCAUUGAGCUUUGUUUCGCCAAGCAGAUUAUUAUGUGAUGCGUGUGCAACGGGUUCAUAUUUCAUAUGUGUUCUCCGAUGCAGCUGGUGUCAACUUAUUGUGAUGAAGAAGGCAAGGAAAAAAUCGAGGAAUAGAUAAUGUGUGUGUUUGUAUGUGUGUGCGUGAGAGAGAGAGAGAGAGAGAGAGAGAGAGAGAGAGAGAGAAGGUGAGAAAAUUUGAAAAAAGUUUUAGUUCGUUAUUAGUUAAACAGUUCUAUUUUACUCAUAUCGAUCCAAUGAAUAGUGGCAGGCGAAUACGAUAAUGAUAACGUUCGUUAGCUAACACCCUUACACCGAAGCAACAUUCAGCUCCUCCCGUAGGCUAUAGUAAGCUUCUUUCCCAUUCUGUUUCGGAGUUCAUUAAGAAUUCGUACAACAACAAAAGUAAUAUUAAAACUGCUAAAUCAAAUAAUUACACUCGUAGAAGCUACACAACACCACAUCCAAAUAAAAGAAAACACUCACAAUUCAUUACAAUAUAAUUAUUAGAGCAAAAUACACAUUCUUGAAAUUGCAGUCGUUAUCGAACGAAAGCGGAAGAGAGAAUAUUGUCCUUUGCAAUGGGUCGUCAGGAAAUAAGUAACCAGUAAAUGAGUAAACAGAAACAGAAUGAAUAAGCUCCGUGCUUGUAGCGAUGGGAAGAUGUCAACUGAUUCGCCCGUAAUAGGGACAAAUGGCGAUGGAAUGUAGCGGGCAAUGAUGAUUGGAAAGCAUGAGCAACAGUGCAAGGAAUUAUAUGUGAAGGAAAUAUUAUUAUUAACAAUAUACUUACGAUUUAAAGGUAUGGUUGGAGAAUAAUCGAAUGCAAAAAUGAGACAUACGCCGAAGCGUCGAGAGGAGUGAAGGUUGCGCAAUGUUCGGUUUGUGAAGCGCAGACAAACAUGCAAGCGGAUUAGUCGUAGGAUGACGUCGUUGGUGUAAAGCGCAAGAGCAGAUGCAACAGUCACGCUAAGUCAAAUUGUAAUCAGUGCCACCUCACAACAGAGCUCGUCCGACCAGAGGGCCCAAACACACAAAAUCACAAGCCGAAAAACCGACCGCACAUCCACAUGCUUCAUCUUGUCAUUUCUUCUCCGAAGACUGUUCCGGGUCGUGUUGACCCGGUAACAGUGCCCGGUAAGUUGUGGCGCGUAGCGUUACAAAUGGAACUGUUUUUGGGUGAGGGUGCAUUUGAUUCGGCUCCUGUUGAAAUGCUUAUGUAUUUUCCAGCUUUGUCCAAACGGUUGCAGCGAUAGCUUUAGAGUUUUUUCCCUUCGCGGCUUGAAAGGACCACUAAGGUCAAGCCUGUUUUAGUGGCUAACUUUUUUUUUCAUAACACAAACAUCUGCACAUGUGUUGAAAGGGUCGUUUAAUCUGAUUCUUCUGUACGAUCGCCUCUCGCCUUAAAGGGUUAACAAGUAUUAAUCCUCACAAUAGAUCCAUAGUGAAGCAUAUAGGCUGAUUUGGGUUUUUAAUUACGGAAGCUUACCCUCAAUGAAUGUUGUUCCGCAAUUAUGCAUCAGAAUAAUAAUGAUCCAAGAAAAAGGCUUCUUUCCUACGUAAAGAAACCAAACGCGUAAAAAUAGCGUGCGUGUUUUAUUUCGCUUCUGUUUCGAUUCAGUUAUUCUGGUUGUAGGUUUUAUGUUUCAGUUUCAUUGCCACCAUCCGAACUGAUCGAAACAUUGGGAAGAGAAUGGACAAUUGAAACACGAAAAACAAUUAUGGAAUAUCUAUUUAAUCUCUUUCUCAUUCUCCCUCUCUCUCUCUUUGCGAUAUUCGAAAAAGGAUCGCACUGAGAGAUGAAUACCACUACACACCAUCAAGUUUUCCCCGGUGGUUUUGGGACAGUCUUUCACGACUUUGUAAAAUUGGCUUUGUUUUGUCGGAAGCUGUUUGUACAUAGUGCGAAUAGAAAAGUUGGAUAAGAUUGUUUUAGAUUGAGCAUGACCAGAUCAAGGCUCCCGUCGGGUUAGCUUUAGAGCGUGUUUUACACUCGCUGUCCCCUAUUAGACCCUGUAGAGACGCGAAAGGGUUUUAGAAAACCCCUCGCCUUGAUCGAUGGGAUACUAACACGACCACUAUUUUAUAUACACAGUCCAUAUUGUAAAUAUUGUUAAAGCACACGCGUAAAUACGCAGACAUCUGCUUGCGCACCAGCUACGAAACUUAAGCAUUACCCUGGAGAAAAAGGUGGUAUGGAUCAUGAUCGUGAAUUACCAUUUUUCAGACACCUUGUCGUUCGGGAGUAUGUGUGUGUUGCUGGUGUGACAAACAAAUGGUGAUCAACUUGAGCAGGGAAACCGGAGCAAGAAAGGACGGAAAGGCAAUGUGUGUGGCGUGUUGGUAAUGGUAGAAGUGCAUGGCAAUCAAAUAAAACUGACAAAUGUAGCUUCUACCAUACGGGAAAAAAAUACGCAACGGCUUCGCUCUAGAGGAUCAAUGAAUCAUCGGCACCAGCAGAAGGAAUGUGAUGCGGAAAUGCGUGAGAGUGUGCGACUUGUUUCAUACUAUUUAAAUUAUUAAAUCUAUUUCUAAUGUCCUCAUAUAUUGCAAUGGAGCAGGAACAACAAAAACAAGCGUUCAAACACCCAAGAAACGCGUUUCAGUGAGAUAAGAUAAUUGUGCAAAGGGAUUGCUGCAAAACGAAACAUAAUUACAACUGCUAAUACUACUAUUAUUAUGAUUACCUAUUAUAAUUGCUACACGAAUAUGGCUACGCAACGUUGCAAAGCUACUUCUAGAGGUAACGGCAACAACAUAGUGUUAAACGCGUUGUAAAACAAAAGUGAAUACCUUGACGGAACUGAGAUGUGCGAUGUGUUACUACUGGUAAGGCCCAAGAGGAAUGCUUACCGGCGCUCAAUAUCAGCAAAAGAGCAUACACGGCAUCUGCGGCACAGGAAAAUGUCCCUCCCGAGCUGUGUCGGAUUAAAAGUACAUGUGAAAUGAAUGUGUUCCAACAAAACAACAGCAACAAAAAUGGAAGCAUCCAUGCGUGAGAUACCGAAGAUGGGAGGAACUCGUCGGUGCUCCAUUCGCUUGCGCUUCCACGUGGUAGUCGCCGGCAAACAGGAGCGUGAUUUGAUUUUAUUUCCUACAUGGUAAAUAAAAUUUAAAUCUACCACGACGAACGAUUUAGAGCGGGACAACGUGUGAUUACACGGAUGUGGCUAAAAUGGGCCACCACCACGUGCCCCCUGCCAGGGCAAGUCAAAGGCUACGCAGUUCUGUAAUAAUAUUCUUAAAGAAGGGU